AUCUGAGGGUGACGGAUGUGUCGUAAAAAUGGCGACGUCCUCUUCAGCAGGACUCGUCUUGAGUCUUUGCAAACAGCUGCAGAAUGCUUGUCGAAUAUCCUCGCAGAUAAAUAUUCAACGAUAUCCCGCUAGUUUGCCAAAUCUCAAUCCUUAUUUUUGCAGGGACAAGUUGCCACUUGUUGCCAAGUGCUGGUCCAGUCGCUGUAUCUCGCUAGUUCAGUGUCAUGCCUUUCACACAAGUGUUCACAGAAGGGGACUGGAUGAGUUCUUUGACCUCCCAGAGAAUUGGGGAGAGAGCAAGGUGAAAUCAGGUGCACCUUGGACUGCCAAACAACUGAGAACAAAGAGCAACGAAGACUUGCACAAACUCUGGUAUGUGCUGUUGAAAGAAAGGAACAUGCUUCUCACACUGGAGCAGGAAGCAAAAAGGCAAAGGGUUCAGAUGCCGAGUCCAGAGAGACUACGGAAGGUUGAGCGGUCAAUGAUCAGGUUGGAGACGGUUGUGACUGAAAGAGAGACUUCACUGCGUCUGCUCCAAACAGGCCAAGAGAAGGGCAGACCAGGGGCCUGGAGGAAAAACGUGUUUGGAUUUGUCUAUUGGUAUCGAUUCAAAGAAUAUGCCAUUCCUUGGUAUAUGAAUAGAAAAUACAAGAGAAAGAAGUUUUACACGCCCAAGUUUGUUGAACCACACAUCAGGUUACGCAUUGAGAAGUUCUUAAGGGAGAAGUACAGGAAAGCAAACAUGGAAAAGCAAAAGCUGGCCAAACUUCAAGCAAGGUUCCCCAACAUAAAGGUUCCGGCUUCGUAAAAAUGUUCAGUUAUUCUUGUCCAAUACAAGUCAUUGUCACAUGCUUCAUUGAAAAUUGAGUGAAAAUGAAGACACAACUCAUGUGAUCAUGUACGAUAAACUAUUACCUUACAAUGUGCAUUUGACUUCUUUUCAUGCAGUUUUGUGAUCAUUUUAUUAUAAGAUGGAGCCAUUGAACAGUAAACAAUUAAAUAGUUUAUUACUUCACGUGA
Messenger RNA from Hippocampus zosterae (dwarf seahorse), 1020 nucleotides. RefSeq names its product mitochondrial ribosomal protein L47 (gene mrpl47). Gene Ontology annotation, cellular component: mitochondrial large ribosomal subunit; mitochondrial ribosome. The transcript has 7 exons. Bases 29 to 808 code for a protein of 259 amino acids. The record is from RefSeq and is a predicted model, not a curated record. Gene Ontology annotation, biological process: mitochondrial translation. NCBI's taxonomy places the organism in Eukaryota, Metazoa, Chordata, Actinopteri, Syngnathiformes, Syngnathidae. Gene Ontology annotation, molecular function: structural constituent of ribosome.